AUGGUCGAAAUCAGCGAGGCCGAGUUCGAUCAGGCGGAUGCCAUCAACAAUAAGUCCGCCUUCCUGUUCCUCAAGGAAGCCGGCAAGUCGGUCAGCGACCAUGGCAAGGUUUGCACGCUGGUCACGUCGCUGUUGGGGGCCUACACACCGUUCUAUGCCGCCUAUGCCGGCACGAAGGCACCCGUCGAGCAUUACACGCGCGCCGCGUCCAAGGAAUUCGGCGAGCGCGGCAUUUCGACCGGUCUGACCGAUAUCGAGGAUAUCGUUCCCUAUAUCCGCUUCAUGGUUUCCGAAGGCUGGUGGAUGACCGGUCAGACUAUUUUGGUGAAUGGCGGUUACUGCACCAAGUAA
Anopheles merus is the source of this 351-nucleotide messenger RNA. Its product is annotated as short chain dehydrogenase mdpC-like. The transcript is spliced from 2 exons. NCBI's taxonomy places the organism in Eukaryota, Metazoa, Arthropoda, Insecta, Diptera, Culicidae. The record is from RefSeq and is a predicted model, not a curated record. Bases 1 to 351 code for a protein of 116 amino acids.